UUUCAGAACAUCUUCGAUCAAUUAAUGUCAGUGACGUCAUUCUUCCGUCGGUUUUCAAUCGACGUUGACAAUGUUGGCGGCUCUUCUUCCACAUCUGCACCUGGCUCGGCGAGCAGCAGUGGACCAACGAAACGUCGUGGAAGGAUAGCUGCUUCAAUUGAUUCAGCUCGACGACGAUUGUCUUUACAACAUGGAGCAGGUGGUCAGGAUCCUGUACAUUUGCAAUCCAUCGCGUUACGUGGCAGAGGAAAAAGUGAAAAUGGAAGUUUGCCCGAUUUGAUUGAGAAACGGGAAACACCUCCAACUACAGCAAAUACGGGAGUAUCGGCGACGAAGCGUGUUUCCGUGAUUGCCACUGACAGAGAUAGAGCCUAUUUUUUGAGGCAGAAGAAUAUGAGGAACAAUAAGGGCCACGCUGAAAAGGACCUCCUAAAAGAAUUUCACAAAUGCAAAGAGGCGCAGGAUCAGAGAUUAGAUUUGAGCUCAAUCGAGAUCACGAGCAUUCCGUCGCCGAUCAAAGAGCUCACACAGCUGACAGAAUUGUUCUUGUACAAGAACAAGUUGACGUGCUUGCCAACGGAAAUAGGUCAACUGGUGAAUCUCAAGAAACUUGGUCUCUCUGAAAAUGCGCUUACAUCUCUUCCGGAUUCACUUGCUUCUCUGGAAUCACUGGAAACAUUGGAUUUACGGCACAACAAGUUGACAGAGGUUCCAUCGGUCAUUUACAAAAUCGGGUCGCUCGAAACAUUAUGGCUGAGGUACAAUCGAAUUGUGGCAGUUGACGAACAAAUUGGAAAUCUGUCAAAAUUGAAAAUGUUGGAUGUUCGUGAGAAUAAGAUUCGAGAGUUACCAUCUGCAAUUGGAAAACUGACGUCACUGGUUGUGUGUCUUGUCUCUUAUAAUCAUUUAACACGGGUUCCUGAAGAAAUCGGUGACUGCCAUUCCCUGACUCAACUCGAUCUUCAACACAACGACCUCUCAGAACUACCGUACUCAAUAGGAAAACUCGUGAAUCUUGUUCGAAUCGGAAUUCGAUACAAUAAGAUUCGAUGUAUUCCAAGUGAAUUGGAAAGUUGUCAGCAGCUCGAGGAAUUUAUUGUAGAGAGCAAUCAUUUGCAAUUACUACCGCCAAACCUGCUCACAAUGCUUCCAAAAAUCCACACAGUGAAUCUCUCACGGAACGAGUUGACUGCAUUCCCGGCAGGCGGACCUCAACAAUUUGUGUCCACAGUCACAAUUAAUAUGGAACACAAUCAGAUUUCAAAGAUUCCAAUCGGAAUAUUCUCGAAAGCAACACGAUUAACAAAACUGAAUUUGAAGGAAAAUGAGCUGGUCUCGUUGCCUUUGGACAUGGGAUCUUGGACAUCAAUCACCGAGCUCAAUCUCUCCACAAAUCAAUUGAAAGUUUUGCCAGAAGAUAUCGAAAAACUUGUGAAUCUGGAAAUCCUUGUGCUGUCCAACAAUCAACUGAAAAAGCUUCCAAAUCAAAUAGGAAAUCUCAAUAAACUCCGCGAGCUGGAUCUCGAGGAAAAUGAAUUGGAGACCGUUCCAACUGAAAUCGGAUUUUUACAACAUCUUACGAAACUGUGGGUUCAGUCAAACAAGAUUUUGACUCUACCAAGAUCCAUUGGAAAUUUGUGUUCGCUUCAAGAUUUGCGAUUGGGAGAGAACAAUUUGACAGCGAUUCCCGAGGAAAUUGGCCACCUCGACUCAUUGAAAUCUCUAUACCUCAACGACAACUCCUCUCUUCACAAUUUGCCAUUUGAGUUGGCACUGUGCCAAUCGCUUGAAAUAAUGUCAAUCGAAAACUCUCCACUUUCUCAGAUUCCACCUGAAAUCACUGCUGGUGGUCCUUCACUUGUGAUACAAUAUCUUAAAAUGCAAGGUCCCUAUCGAGGAGUUGUGAUGAAUUCUCAAUAAUUCCCCCAAUAUUCUACUUCAAUUCAAAAAACCAUGUUUCUUGUCUUCUACGGGUUGCAAAACUUGUUUUCGCUCCAAAAUGUUUUUUUUAAUGUUUUAUUUUUUUGAAACUGAAAAGUCACUUUUUCUUCUCAAAAUAUCAUAUUAAUAUGGUACUUUUCCAAUUCAAUUGUGUCUUCCCGAUUUUUUCUCUCAAAAAAGGUUUUGUUUAUUAAUUAUUUUCAAAUUGUGAAUUCCAAAAACUUUCUCUCGUCCAGUUUCCCAGCUCCCCCGUUGCAUUUCCCCCUUCUUCCAAAAAUUUUUUUAUAAUUUUUUGUUCCAAAAUUCUUGUUUCUUUUAAUGAAUUCUAACAAAAUCAGAA
Messenger RNA from Caenorhabditis elegans, 2281 nucleotides. RefSeq names its product Leucine-rich repeat protein soc-2 (gene soc-2). The coding region runs from base 25 to 1920 and encodes 631 amino acids. The record is from RefSeq and is marked reviewed. Lineage: Eukaryota; Metazoa; Nematoda; Chromadorea; Rhabditida; Rhabditidae. The transcript is spliced from 9 exons.